AGAGAGAGAGAGAGAGAGAGGCAGCGAGAGAGAGAGAGAGAGAGGCAGCGAGAGAGAGAGAGAGAGAGAGAGAGAGAGAGAGAGCGAGAGAGAGAGAGAGAGGCAGCGAGAGAGAGAGAGAGAGAGAGAGAGAGAGGCAGCGAGAGAGAGAGAGAGGCAGAGAGAGAGAGAGAGAGAGAGAGAGAGAGAGAGAGAGAGAGUCAGCGAGAGAGAGAGAGAGAGAGAGAGAGAGCAGCGAGAGAGAGAGGAGAGAGAGGCAGCGAGAGAGAGAGAGAGAGAGAGAGAGAGAGAGAGAGAGAGAGAGAGAGAGAGAGAGAGGCAGCGAGAGAGAGGCAGCGAGAGAGAGAGAGAGCAGAGAGAGAGAGGCAGCGAGAGAGAGAGAGAGAGAGAGGCAGCGAGAGAGAGAGAGAGAGAGAGAGAGAGAGAGAGAGAGAGAGAGAGAGAGAGAGCAGCGAGAGAGAGAGAGAGAGAGAGAGAGAGAGAGAGAGAGAGAGGCAGAGAGAGAGAGAGAGAGAGAGAGAGAGAGAGAGAGAGAGAGAGAGAGAGAGAGAGAGAGAGAGGCAGCGAGAGAGAGAGAGAGAGAGCAGCGAGAGAGAGAGAGAGAGGAGAGAGAGAGAGAGAGAGAGAGAGAGAGAGAGGCAGCGAGAGAGAGAGAGAGAGAGAGAGCGAGAGAGAGAGAGAGAGAGAGAGAGAGGCAGAGAGAGAGAGAGAGAGAGGCAGCGAGAGAGAGAGAGAGAGAGAGAGAGAGAGAGAGAGAGAGAGAGAGAGAGGCAGCGAGAGAGAGAGAGAGAGAGAGAGCAGCGAGAGAGAGAGAGAGAGAGAGGCAGCGAGAGAGAGAGAGGCAGAGAGAGAGAGAGGCAGCGAGAGAGAGAGAGAGAGGCAGCGAGAGAGAGAGAGAGAGAGAGAGAGAGAGAGAGGCAGCGAGAGAGAGAGCAGAGAGAGAGG
Molecule: messenger RNA, 945 nt
Organism: Oncorhynchus nerka (sockeye salmon)
Lineage: Eukaryota; Metazoa; Chordata; Actinopteri; Salmoniformes; Salmonidae
Product: octapeptide-repeat protein T2-like
Exons: 1
Source: RefSeq, a predicted model, not a curated record